Messenger RNA from Quercus robur (English oak), 1655 nucleotides. RefSeq names its product RGG repeats nuclear RNA binding protein A. Gene Ontology annotation, cellular component: cytoplasm; nucleus. Gene Ontology annotation, molecular function: RNA binding. The record is from RefSeq and is a predicted model, not a curated record. Bases 237 to 1337 code for a protein of 366 amino acids. The transcript has 7 exons. Lineage: Eukaryota; Viridiplantae; Streptophyta; Magnoliopsida; Fagales; Fagaceae.
CAUUUCUCUCCUGCCGCAUUGGCUAUUAGGGUUUUCCAGAGCUAUUCCAAAAAUUUUCGUUCCAAAUUUUUUUUUUUCUCUCCUCCCAAACGUCUCUUUCUUUUUCAUUCAAUCUCAGAUCGGUUUUUCUUUUUUUCUCUUUCAUGGAGCUGAGUAAACAACACUAGGAACGGUUUCGUGGUUGCUGUGUAGGGUUCGUAAAGUUAGGGUUUUUCGGAGUUUUGAGCGAGAAAGAAAUGGCAAGCAUGAACCCAUUUGAUCUUUUGGGCGAUGACGAUAACGAUGAUCCGAGUCAGCUCCUCGCGGCUCAGGAGCAUAAGCUCGGUCCUCUCGCUGCCAAGAAACCCCAAGCUCAACCAGCGGUUCAGCCAGCUAAGCCAGCCAAGCUUCCAUCCAAGCCUGUCCCACCUGCUCAAGCUGUGAGGGAGGGAAAGAAUGAAGUGGGGCGUGGAGGGGGCCGUGGCGGUGGACGCGGGUAUGGACGUGGACGUGGUGGGGGCGGAUUUACUCGAGAUUCAGUUAACAAUGAGAACACCUUUGGCAACAACAAUGGAUUCUCUGGUGGGGGGUACAGGCCAACUGAAGAGGGAGAUGCAGGGAAGCCAUCUGAGAGGCGUGGCUCUGGUGGACCUCGUGGUCCCUUCCGAGGUGGUCGUCGUGGUGGUUUUAGCAAUGGAGAGGAUGCUGAAGGGGAACGUCCACGUAGGACAUAUGAACGCCGCAGUGGGACUGGACGUGGGAGUGAGCUUAAACGUGAAGGAUCUGGUCGUGGUAAUUGGGGAACUCCAACUGAUGAAAUUGCUCCGGAUGUUGAGGAGCCUGUAACUGAAAAUGAGAAGAAUGUUGGUGCUGAGAAGCACUUGGGAGGAGAGGACAAUGUUGGUGAUGCUAACAAAGAGAAUCCUGUUAAUGAACCGGAAGAGAAGGAGCCUGAGGAUAAGGAGAUGACUUUAGAAGAGUACGAGAAGGUAGUUGAAGAGAAGAGGAAGGCUCUGCUUACACUAAAGACCGAGGAAAGGAAGGUUGAUGUGGACAAAGAAUUUCAGUCCAUGCAGCCCCUUUCAACUAAGAAGAGCAAUGAUGAAAUCUUUAUCAAACUGGGUUCUGAGAAGGACAAGCGUAAAGAUGCAGCUGACAAAGAAGAGAAAGCAAAGAAGUCUGUUAGCAUAAAUGAGUUUCUAAAGCCUACUGAAGGGGAGAGGUCUUAUAACCCUGGUGGUCGUCGAGGUCGUGGCCGUGGUUCAAGAGGAGGAUUUGGUGGAAGCAACAGGAGCUUCAAUGUAGAUGCUCCUGCCAUUGAAGAUCAGCAGCAGUUCCCCUCCUUGGGUGGUAAAUGAGAAUUUCCCACUUGUUUCUUCUCUUUGGCUUCUCCAUUGGGGUUCUGCUAUCAUUUCUGGAGUUUGAGUUGCAGGCUAUGCACGGGCACAUUUAAAACUAAUCUUUAAUAUUAUGUUUGAGUGUAUAUUUUAGAUGUUAUUUCUGGACCGAGGACUCAUGCAUCAGUUUUGUUUUGAAAUAGGUGAAACCAGUUAGUUACUUUUGGAUAUCUCGUUGUUUCAUGUAUUUGUUUACUUAUGCUUCAAGCCAAUGGAAGAGCUAUAAUGUUGGACUGAUUCUGGGAAGGCCUCUAUAGAAGAUCCUCUAAUUGGCGCUAA